AUGUGUUUAGACUAUGAAUUUCGAACAAUCGCUGUUGCCCUCGUGGCGUUUGUCGCUGUCAGUGUCAGCGGUGAUCCUGAAGCUGAUGCUGAGCCCAGUCGCUAUGGAGGUGGCUUUGGAGGCCAUGGACUCGUGUCCUACAGACCCGUGUAUAGCAGCUACGGAUACGGACGUUGGAAGAGGAGUGCUGAGCCUGUAGCUGAGGCUGAGGCUGAGCCCGAGGCUGAUCCUUCUCGCUUCGGAUACGGGUAUGGCAGCUAUGGACACGUGUCUUUCAGGCCCGUGUACAGCAGCUACGGUUACGGACGUUGGAAGAGGAGUGCUGAGGCUGAACCCGGAUUCGGCUUCGGUCGCGGCUUCGGAGGCCACAGCAGCUUCGGAGGCUACAGAGGCUAUGGAGGCCAUGGCGGGAGCUUUGGAGGACAUGGAAAGAAGAAAGAAAUGAAUGACUCUGGACACAUUUUCUUAAGGUGUGAACUCCAGGAAAUGAAAUAUUGCUCACUUGAACUCAACCCUUGCCCUUCGAAGCAGAGUUCCCAUCCCGUGACCUUGAGCCGUUUGGCGAUUGGCUACAGGCGGGAGCGUCAGCGUGUGGCGUGCUAUAUAAGAGCCAACCGCCAUAUGAAGACCCUGGCCAUUGCUGUUGCCCUCGUGGCGUUUGUCGCUGUCAGUGUCAGCGGUGAUCCUGAAGCUGAUGCUGAGCCCAGUCGCUAUGGAGGUGGCUUUGGAGGCCAUGGACUCGUGUCCUACAGACCCGUGUAUAGCAGCUACGGAUACGGACGUUGGAAGAGGAGUGCUGAGCCUGAGCCCGGAUUCGGCUUCGGUCGUGGCUUCGGAGGUCACAGCAGCUUCGGAGGCUACAGAGGCUAUGGAGGCCAUGGCGGGAGCUUUGGAGGACAUGGUCGUUUCUAUGGCUGAAGAAUUUUGAUUCGAGAAAGAUGAAUAAAACUGAGCAAUUUCAUU
Messenger RNA from Penaeus monodon (black tiger shrimp), 963 nucleotides. RefSeq names its product shematrin-like protein 2. The transcript is spliced from 5 exons. NCBI's taxonomy places the organism in Eukaryota, Metazoa, Arthropoda, Malacostraca, Decapoda, Penaeidae. The record is from RefSeq and is a predicted model, not a curated record. Bases 1 to 918 code for a protein of 305 amino acids.